AAUAUUUACUAUAUAUUAUAACAACUGCGCCGGGUCAUAAUCAGAAGUAGUAAGCUAAUAGACCCAAUCAGGCCGAAUAUUAACAAAACAAUGUUUUUUACCAAUCACUUUUUGUCUACUGUUCUAGUGCUAUUAUCCCACCUUGCAGCUCUAGUAUAUUUAAAACCCACAAAUGCUAGUGAUGCUGACUUGCCAAGUAAAACUAUGGUGGAAUCCAGAGCAGGAAUAACCGACUUAUUAAACCCUAUAAACAUUUUAAACAAUUCUUCGCCUACCUCGAACAUUUUGAGCAAUAAUCCGAUAUCCAACGCAUUAAUGAACGGAUCUUCAGAAGCUCUACAGUCCCAAAACGAACUUCUCAAAGAUGUAAAACUGUUCUUUGUUACUGUGCAGGGAGCCGUGAUGCCGGCAAGUACUUUAACAGGAGGUCUCACCAAUUUCGUACAAGGAUUGGGCAACAUGGGCAAUUUAUUUGGGAAUUUGGGACAGGGAAUACAGAAUUUAAGUCCCUUGGGUCAGAUCGGACAAGGAUAGAUUAUAAACAUUAUGGUCAGAAACUCUCUAUAUAUGAUUUAAUAAAUUAUGAAGUAUUUA
Molecule: messenger RNA, 594 nt
Organism: Anthonomus grandis grandis
Lineage: Eukaryota; Metazoa; Arthropoda; Insecta; Coleoptera; Curculionidae
Exons: 3
Coding region: 91-534 (147 amino acids)
Source: RefSeq, a predicted model, not a curated record